Nerophis lumbriciformis (worm pipefish) is the source of this 2072-nucleotide messenger RNA. Lineage: Eukaryota; Metazoa; Chordata; Actinopteri; Syngnathiformes; Syngnathidae. The record is from RefSeq and is a predicted model, not a curated record.
AAAGAAGUAGGAGUUAAGAACCUCACCUCACAGCAGAAAGAAGUAGGAGUUAAGAACCUCACCUCACAGCAGAAAGAAGUAGGAGUUAAGAACCUCACCUCAGCCAGCGGCCGCCAUUUUGAGUGCAGCGCCGCCGAGCCUCGUCUCACGUGUCCUGGUUCUCCUCUCACAUGACCCGAGUGUUUGUUCCCGUGAUCAGACCUCCAUCUCCAUCUCCACCUCCGUCCCCCCGGCACCCACAGCAGCGCACUGCACCGCGACCCUGAUGGAUAUGCUGGAACACAGUCUGGACACAGCCAGCCAAGAUAAACAAGAAGAAGACGGGCAGGCAUCUGAAGACGGAACCGACGAGCAGACGGCUGUCACGAUAGCCAGCGUACAGCAGGCCUCAGCGUUUGGGGAUCACAACAUACAAUACCAGUUCCGUGCAGAGGGCGGACAGGUGACAUACCGUGUUGUCCAGGUUACUGACCCGAACCUCGAGGGACGAGAUGACGGCGGAGGGGCGGUGAGCGUGGUGUCCGCAGCAGCCUUCAGUGGCACUCCUCAGGCUGUCGCUCAGGCUGUGAUCCAAAACCCUUUCAGUAAUGGAGGAAGCCCGGCAGGGGAGGCAGUAGGAGGAGGAGGAGGAGGGGAGGCGCGCUUCGCCUACUUCCCCGCCACGGCGGUAAGCGACGGCACCGUGUCCGUGCAGGCCGCCGCUGCCGACCCUACGCUAACGCAGGCGGGAGGCCAGUUCUACGUGAUGAUGACCCCACCCGAUGUCAUUCAGACCGGCGCCUCGCGAAGCAUCGCCCCGCGCACGCAGCCUUUUCCCGCAGCUGAAAGCGAGGCGCUGCGACACGAAGGUUUAAACUGGAAAAUGGACGGCCCUCGAACGCCGCGAGAUGAAAGGAGAAGAGCGCAACAUAACGAAGUUGAGAGGCGGCGGAGGGACAAAAUCAACAACUGGAUCGUGACGCUGUCCAAAAUCAUCCCUGAUUGCAACAUGGACAGCACCAAAACUGGAGCACUCUCCUCGCAGAGCAAGGGCGGCAUUCUGUCCAAAGCGUGCGACUACAUCCGAGAGCUGAGGCAGAGCAACCAGCGGCUGCAAGAGAGUCUGAAGGAGGUGGAGAGGAUCCAGGUGGACAAUGAGCUGUGCAGGCAGCAGAUCGAGGAACUGAAGAACGAGAACACUUUGUUGAGAGCGCAGCUCCAGCAGCACGGCAUCGACAUGGUCGGGGAGACGCCGCCGCAGUGAAGGAGCGGCCGCCGCCCAGCCAAAAGAGGCGGGGUUGGCAAAAGGACUUGUGAAGAAUGACUUUGUGGACUGCAACCUCCUCUGGCCUACUGUGGCUGCGCUUGACUCUUCCAAACCCAGAGAUCACCUGAAGUCGGACCCGAUGCACCGCCGCCAGGAGCGCCAUGGCAACAAAACACCCCCGCUGAACUCCGUUGCUUUCAGAUCUUUCUCAUUUAAUUUCAUUAGUCCCCGCCACGCCCACAUUAUUAUUAAUAUUAUUAUUACUUUGGACUUAUUUCCCGCUUUGGAGUUCUUUAUCAAUGUGUCGUUUUUAGCUGCUUUAAUUUAUUAGUCUGCUCGCUGAGCGAUUGUGUAACGGAGACCAUUUACGCGGACGUCAGGAACAAUACGAGACGCGCUCGGCUUGCGUGGACUCAAAAGAGCUCCGGUGCAUGGAGUCAUGCAGCAGGAGCCCUGAUGUCGGAGUAAACAAUCAACAGCUCGCUUUGCUCUCCUGGAAUUGUCGGGCAUCUGCAGCAAAACUCCCGACACUUGUGGAGCGCUUUCUAAACGCCAUGUAAACAUAGGAAGUGAGGGCGGGCUUUCAUCUCACAGGAAUAAACCCUCGCUCAUGUUUCAUUUGGAGCACUUUGCUCUAUUUUGGUGUCACACGGAGCUGAAGGCGCCGGGAGCGCUAGUGGUGGGGGGGGGUGGCGCCCCGGGGAGUGCGCCUCAAAGACUUUCCCGGAGUGCGCGGGCGAGCCUGCCUGAAUGCUGCGGAGGCAGGAAACACGCCCACUCAGGCGCAUGAAAUCAUGGCUUUUAAAUACAGCACUGUCUUUGCUAA